Molecule: messenger RNA, 4507 nt
Organism: Owenia fusiformis
Lineage: Eukaryota; Metazoa; Annelida; Polychaeta; Sabellida; Oweniidae
Source: the annotation of a GenBank genome assembly
UGCACGAAGAAAAUGGCGAUAACUUUAUUUUGAAAAAAUUACUUUCAGUUUCAUCAUUAAAAAGGUGCCCCUUGAAUUGUUGGUAUUAAGAAAACAUACAUGUUUUCAACAUACCUGUUAAUUGAGGUGGCCCAGAUUAAAGAUGGCUAAUGGUGGUAUGAGUACUGCUGAGAUAGAAGCUGGUAUUAAGGGUAUGCUAAAUAUGUCAUUUCUUCAAAAAACUGCAGAAGAGAGACAGAUCUCAAAUUCGAAAGAAGGAGAGCUGAAAAUAACCAUUAGAAAUGAAAAGAAAGGGAAAUCAAGACAACAACAAGGUAGCAAAGAAUCACCUCCAGAAAAAUCUGAAAUUGAAUCCAAUAAUUCAUCAUCUAAAAAAGGAAAUGUUAAACGGGACAGUAAAAUAAGUAAGAAGAAAAUCAAGGAAAGUCAAUCUUCUAAAGUAUCUAAAACUUUAGAUGAAGCACAGCCAAUAGUAGAACAGAUAGACCUGGUUACACAAGCCACACAGCCAUGUGAUGAUCUUAAACAGAUGGGUGACCCUAGAAACAUGACAACACCCCAAAAUAGUUUUAAAAGUGAGCAGCCAAAACAAAAGAAGAAACAUACCAAUAAGAAUCGAUCAGGAAAUGGACCUAAAGACUCUAAAAAGGAGACUGGAAAUGUAACCCCUGCUUCUAACAAAAAACCAAGUCUAGAAAUAUAUAGACCUAAGUCAUAUAAAAACAAUGCUACAGGUUUACAAUUACAGACCAGGGAUGAUACACAGGAUCAGAACCCAAGACGGGGUCAACAAAGUCCAGAACCCAAUAAGACCACAGGACAGACACAGAAAGACACCCCUGGGAAGAGCAUUGGCAAAGAGGACCAAGCCACACAAGAAGAGCUAAUGGAUCUCCAAGAACAGUUUAUAUUCCCUUUGAAGAAGAAAUCAUUGAAGUUUCCCAAGGCACGUUUUUUCUGUCGUAUUUGUGACUACCAUUGUGACACAGUAGAGAUAUCAAAAAGACACUACAAGGACAAUAGGCACAUACGGCUUAUUGAGUUAAAGAGAGGAGAUGCAUUGUUGAAGAGCCUUCCUAAGCCAUGUGCCACCCACAUAGCCUGUCUGGAUGAGCUCAUAGAUGAAGUCUACAAUACACAGAGCCUUGGAGAAGAGUGUGUCAAAUCCAGACUAGAAUAUUUGGAUGCACUAAAGGUCUAUCUCAGGCAGAAACUACCAGCAUUAGAGUUGGAAGUGUAUGGUUCAACAGUGAGUGGGUUUGGCUUGAAGAAUAGUGAUGUAAAUGUAGAUGUAGUAUUACAACAGUCUGACAACCCUGCAUACAUACUGACUACCAUACACGAGAUGCUCAGGGAUAAUGAGAAUUGUUACGACUCCAUCCAAAGUGACUUCUCCGCCAAGGUCCCUUGCAUCACAUUCAGGGAGAGGUCCAGCAAGCUUUCCUUCCAGAUCUGUGUGAACAACGUGUCUGCCCACCUCACCACAAAGUUGCUGCAGCUCUAUAGUAACAUGGACCCCAGAGUCAAGAAGCUGGGUGUGGCUUUUAGAUAUUGGGGACAGUUGUGUGAGAUUGACAGGCAGCACGAGGGAACUCUUCCAUCAUAUAGUUUCAAUCUGAUGUUAGUUUAUUAUUUACAACAAUGUCAGCCCCCUAUACUACCAAGUCUGGAUCAGUUAGCAGCGAUGGUGCCUAAAAAUAUGAAAGGAAAUGUGUACACUCAUAUAUUUGAGGAUGAUCUCCAAAUGGACUGGACAACCAGUAAUACAUUUAGUGUGGGAGAGUUAUGGCUGGGUCUGCUAGAGUUCUACAGUGUUACCUAUGAAAUGACUAACUACAUCAUCAGCCUACGGGGAAAUAAUUUACUAAGACGAGAAGAAAAGAGAUGGAACAGUAAAAAGAUUGCAAUUGAAGAUCCAUUUGCUACAAAGCGUAACAUCACACGAUCAGUAAGCCAUUCACAGCUUUAUGAAUACAUAGUUGAUAGAAUAAGGGCCACAUAUAAAUACUUCAGUAUCCCCCAAACCAGGAAGGGACCAUUGUUCACAAAGGUAGACAAAACCAUGUCCAAAAGUGGCCCUAGAAAUAAAGCAAAAAAGACUGAAGCUAAGAUUGAAGACUUAGUUAAGAGUGAUGAUGUUGUGAUAGAAUCUGAUGAGAUCAUUGAUGAUAAUGAAGAGAUUGUUGAUACCAUUGAUAGACUUGUUACAGAUGAGGAUGACAUAGAAAGAAAUACACACAGUGAUGUUCCAAUUGCAGAUGAAGAUCUAGAUUCACUUGUAGAAUUGAUUGAUGACACGAAUUUAAAUGAUAGUGUUAUAAAUCAACAUAUAGAUACUACUAGUAUAGAGGAUACAGUCAAUAGCAAUUGUACCCAAACAAUAAAUGAUGAAGAACUAAGACGUUUUGCAGGAAAUCUAGUUAUAAAUGUAAUAUCAGGUGCAAUAGCAACUCUCAAGUCAGUAGAUGAUUCUACAUCAACAAGGGAGGCAGUCCAACAGCCACCAACAUGCAAAACUGCUAAGAAAUCUACAACCUCACAAGGUGGUGAUAAUGAACAAUUAGAGCCAUUCUUGCAUUUAGAAAAUGAUGAAGAAUUCAUAGAAUCUGCAGUGAAAUAUGGCAUAUACAGGGCCAGGAUAGUAGGCAGGCUUAAGCGGAGUGACUAUGCUUUCCUUUUCAAGACAGAGACACUCACCGAUGGAACGGGUCCAGCAAUUAUAUGUAGCAUAUGUGGGAAAGAAGGACACUUAAAGAAGAUGUGCCCUGAUGAAACACUGCCUGCCUUGCUGCCUUUACCAGUUCCUGGGAAGACCUAUAUGCAAAAUCUCGGUGCUGCGCUGCAUCAACUGGCAUUUGAAACAAUGCCCACAGAGCAAGAUGAUCAAAGAAGAGAGCAGAUUCUGUUAGAGAUAGAAGAAUUUGUGAAAGAGCUCCACCCUGAUGCCUCUCUAUCUUUGUUCGGUUCUUCCUGUAAUGGGUUUGGCUUUCGUACAAGUGACCUUGACAUCUGUAUGACAUUGGGACCUAAGACUUCAGAGGACCUUGAUUGUGUUGAUAUCAUAGAGAAGUUGGCCACUAAGCUGAGACAGUGCAAGGGUCUCUACCAGGUGGUACCUAUCACAACAGCCAAGGUGCCUAUAGUUAAGUUCAAACACAGACGCAGCCAACUAGAGGGUGACAUUAGUCUCUAUAAUACACUGGCUCAACACAAUACAGAUAUGCUGAGGAUGUAUAGUGAAAUAGACUCCAGAGUGCGGAUUCUUGGCUACUGCCUUAAACACUUUGCUAAGAUCUGUGAUAUAGGAGAUGCAUCUCGGGGUAGUUUAUCUUCAUACGCCUACAUACUGAUGCUGUUGUAUUUCCUACAACAACGCAAACCCGCUGUGAUUCCAGUCCUUCAAGAGAUGUACGAGGGUCCAGAUAAACCAGAAACACUAGUAGAUGGCUGGAAUGCUUGGUUCUGUCCAGAUGGAAACUUACUGACCAAAUUGUGGCCUGACUGUGGCAAGAAUAAAGAAAGCGUAGCUGAACUCUGGAUUGGGUUUCUGCGCUUCUACACAGAAGUAUUCAACUUUAAAGACUAUGUUAUCAGUAUCAGAAGUAUAAAGCCUUUAUCGUGCCUCGAGAAACUAUGGAAUGGCAAAUGCAUUGCAAUAGAAGAUCCAUUCGACCUGAAUCAUAAUCUGGGUGCAGGUGUAUCACGCAAAAUGAAUACAUUUAUCCAAAAGGCAUUCAUCAAAGGUCGACACAUCUUUGGUAUACCUGUGGACACCCUACCAAGAAACUACAGCAACCUUCUGGAUUAUCUGUUUGAUCCCAAGCUGCUAACUGAUGGUGCACCCCCAAAUGACAGAGGCUGUAGAAUAUGCUCAAAGAUUGGCCACUUUGCUAAAGACUGUCCUGUUGUGCAGAACAGAAAAGAAAGGGCUGCACGCCAGAGAGAGCAAAGGGAGCAAUGGGAACACAAACAGCAAGAAGGUGGUGAGUCCCCAGGGAAGUCUCGAGAUAACUGGAGGGACAACAGACCAGAUAGACCUAGAGACUCAGACAACAGAAACUGGAGGGAUAAGCAAGGAACUGAAGCGCGACCAAUACCAAAAACUGGUAACCAUGGUUCUCAAUCCCCAGCCUCCACACCAUCUCGUGGUGAACGAACCUACUACGGCAGCUCUAGUGGGCAGUCCCCUGUGCCCAAAUUCAAGCAAGUCUUUUUCAACAAAUCCAAGGGUGGGAGCCAAGCCAAGCCAGCUUCACCACAGAACAAAGGCAAGGGCAAGCAAAAUACACCCAGUCAGCAAGCAAACAAGGCCAGUUCAGCCAGUCCCAACAACAAGCAAGGCCCAGUCAAUCACCAGGCAUAUCAAGGCCAGGCCAGUCACCAAUCCAAGCCCAGUUCAGCCACUCACCGGGACAAGCAACAUUCAUCCAGGGGCAAGUCCACUACACCCAAGGCCAAGGCAAAAACAUCCAAGGACAACUCCAGAACAAUCAGUCAAGACCCCUAA